Molecule: messenger RNA, 306 nt
Organism: Caenorhabditis remanei
Lineage: Eukaryota; Metazoa; Nematoda; Chromadorea; Rhabditida; Rhabditidae
Exons: 3
Coding region: 1-306 (101 amino acids)
Biological process (GO): Notch receptor processing
Cellular component (GO): gamma-secretase complex
Source: RefSeq, a predicted model, not a curated record
AUGGAUAUUUCGAAGCUUACCGAAGUCAAAAAAGUAGAUUUAUGUAAAAAAUACUUCUUAAUCGGAGCGUGUUUCUUGCCUCUUGUAUGGGUCGUGAACACAUUUUGGUUCUUUUCCGAUGCAUUCUGUAAACCGAUCAACUGUCAUCGGCGUCAAAUUCGAAAAUAUGUUAUUGGAAGUAUCAUUGGAUCAGUGUUCUGGAUUAUACUUCUCUCUUCAUGGGAGAUUUUCUUUCAGUACUAUCGAGCUCAAGGAUUGGUUUGGACCGACUAUUUGACAUUCGUUUUUCCGUCUGGAAGAGUAUGA